AUGGACAUUUCAGGAAAACUUCAGGCAACAACAAAAGCUUUGGGAAAAUGGAAUCAUCAUGUGUUUGGGCAUGUCAACACAGGAAUCAAGAAAAUCCAUAGAAGAAUUCAGAAUGCUAAGAGCAAGAAUAAUCAAGACAUCAACAUAACCAAGAGCUUGGAAGCAGAACUAAAUUUGUGGUAUGACAAGAAAGCAACAAUCAAGUAUCAACAAGGUAGAGAGAAUCUAAUAAAACAAGAAGACAGAAAUAACAAACUCUUUCAUUCAAGAUCUAACUAUAGGAGGAAAAGGAAUCAUAUUGAUACUUUGUUGAAUGAAGAAGGAAAUUGGAUUUCUACCAAGGAGGAAAUUUUUUCACUACUUAAAAAUUAUUUCAAGACCACUUAUAAUUCUUCAAGUCACAGAAUAGACUCAGAUAUACUUCAACUUAUUAAUUCUUGUGUCGCUGAAGAAGAAAACCACAAGAUAAUUCAAAUGCCAACUGAAGAAGAAAUCAAAGAAUCAAUGUUCAGUAUCAAUCCUUGGGGUGCACCAGGUCCAUAUGGGUAUCAAGCAGGAUUCUACCAGCAUACUUGGAGCAUAGCUGGAAGGGAGACUGCUUAUGUCCCAGGCAGAAAUAUUCAUGAUAAUGUUAUCAUUGCUCAUGAGAUGAUGCACUAUAUGAAGACUACUAAAGCUAAUCAGGGUGUUAUUGGCAUCAAACUGGAUAUGGCCAAAGCUUUUGAUAGAAUAGAAUGGGAUUUCUUACAAGAAAUUACGAUUCAUUUGGGUUUCUCUCAAAAGUGGUGUCAACUUAUUCAUCACUGCAUAAGCACAACAAAAAAUUCUAUUCUUGUUAAUGGUUCUCCAAUGGAUUUCUUCUCUCCAUCAAGAGGACUCAGACAAGGUGACUCCAUUUCUCCAUAUCUCUUUAUUCUUUGCAUGGAAGGUUUCAGCAGAUUUCUCACAAACAAUGCAAAACAAAAGAUCAUUGAACCACUCAUCCUAGCAAAAACAUGGCCAACAGUUUCUCAUUUGUUGUUUGCAGAUGACUGCAUUCUGUUCUCCAAAGCAACAACAAGGUCCAUCAAAAACUUAAAAAGUAUAAUUCAAAAAUUCACUUCUUCUUCGGGAUAG
Molecule: messenger RNA, 1116 nt
Organism: Papaver somniferum (opium poppy)
Lineage: Eukaryota; Viridiplantae; Streptophyta; Magnoliopsida; Ranunculales; Papaveraceae
Exons: 2
Coding region: 1-1116 (371 amino acids)
Source: RefSeq, a predicted model, not a curated record